AUGCGUUGCACACGACGGAAGCGACUUCACCUGAGCCGCGUCCUCUUCCUGCUCAGCGGGGUCUUCCUCUGCACCCUGUACCAGCUGACCAUCAGCGCCCGGCUGUCUGAGCCCUGGCACCUGCCUCAGACGGGGGAGUACCCCGCGGUGGAGGGCUCCACCCUGGAAGAGGCGGACGAGCGCACCAGCCAGACCCCGGGCAUGGAGGAACCCGCCACGGCGACCACGCCCCUGGAGCUCACCGACCCGACCACACCGGGGGUGCGGCCCGUGACGCAUCGCAUGGUUUUAAACGCCACGACGACCUCCACCGAAGCCCCUCCCAUAGUAACGACCAAUCACAAGGUCGUGCACUGCAUUUACGUGGCGCCAGUGGUGCCAGUGUCGGAGCCGGUGGAGCCGGUGGCCCCAGAGGGGACCCCCAUCGCCACGCCAACGCCCCCUCCGGGGAUCACAACCCCCCCCUCUCCCCCUGGUGAAGCCCCCCCGAUGAUGGGGGAGUACCCCCCGGACAUCUUCACCGUGGAGGACCGGAGGAGGGGCUGGGUGCUGCUCCACAUCUUCGGCAUGAUGUACAUGUUUGUUUCCCUCGCCGUCGUGUGCGACGAGUUCUUCGUUCCCGCCCUGGGCGUAAUCACGGACCAGCUGGCCAUCUCGGACGACGUGGCCGGGGCCACCUUCAUGGCCGCCGGGGGCUCGGCCCCUGAGCUCUUCACGUCCCUGAUAGGGGUCUUCAUAGCGCACAGCAACGUGGGCAUCGGCACCAUCGUGGGCUCGGCCGUGUUCAACAUCCUGUUUGUUAUCGGAAUGUGUGCGCUGGUCUCCAAGGAGAUGCUGCAUCUGACCUGGUGGCCCCUCUUCCGGGACGUGUCUUUCUACAUCCUGGGCCUCUUCCUGCUCAUCAUCUUCUUCCUGGACAACUUCAUCAUGUGGUGGGAGAGCGCCACGCUGCUGGCCGGAUACACACUCUACGUGUGCUUCAUGAAGUACAAUGUGGAGCUGGAGCGGGCCUUUAAGUCCCAGCUCCACAAGCAUAAGAACAUUGUUCAGAUCCUUGCAAUGAAGGAGCCUGACAAGGAUCUUGGAGAAGAAGAAGACAAUGUGCCUCCUAUCAAAGAGGGCAAACAAUGGUUGAAGCUGAGACCCUCCCUCCAGCGCGGUGGAAGCUCUGCCUCCCUGCACAACAGCACCAUGAGGAACAGCAUCUUCCAGCUCAUGAUCCACACGCUGGACCCCCUAGGACAGGGAAAGUUUAAGGAAAAGACUGAGACCCUAAGCAAUGUAGUCAGAGGGUUUAAGCAAUCUAAAACUAAAGGUAAAUCCGAUCCCUCACCCCAACCUAAUGCUUCAGACGAUGAAGGAAGCAAGCCUGAGCAACCCAAAGAGCCAGAGCCUGCUCCAGCCAAGGAGACCGAGAAGGCUGAACCGCAGGAAAACAAGAAGGUAGAGGACGUGCCAGCAGGGGACAAGGGCUCGGGCGGGUCACGACACUCUGGCAGCGAUGAGGAUCUCAGCGAAGAGGAGAGUUCGGAGGAAAGCGAUUUGAGCGAAAGCGAGGUCAGCGAAGAGGAGGAGGAAGAGGAGGAAAAGGAGGAGCCUUUGUCCUUAGAGUGGCCGGACAACAGACGAAAGCAAGCUACCUUCCUGUUCCUGCUGCCCAUCGUCUUCCCGCUGUGGCUGACCAUUCCUGACGUCCGCGACCCAGCAUACAAAAAAUACUUUGCAAUGACCUUCCUGGCCUCGAUCCUGUGGAUUGGUGUCUUCUCCUACCUCAUGGUUUGGUGGGCCCAUCAGGUAGGUGAAACCAUCGGCAUCUCUGAGGAGAUCAUGGGGCUGACCAUCCUGGCGGCGGGGACCUCCAUCCCUGACCUCAUCACCAGCGUGAUCGUGGCCCGGAAAGGUUUGGGGGACAUGGCUGUCUCAAGCUCAGUGGGCAGCAACAUCUUUGACAUCACUGUGGGUCUCCCAAUCCCCUGGCUCCUGUACUCCAUCACACACGGCUUCGUCCCGGUGAAGGUGAGCAGCAACGGGCUUUUCUGUGCCAUCAUCCUCCUCUUCCUCAUGCUGCUCUUCGUCAUCAUCUCCAUCGCCUGCUGCAAUUGGAAGAUGAACAAGACCCUGGGGGCCACCAUGUUCCUGCUCUACCUGGUGUUCCUCGUGCUCAGCGUGAUGCUGGAGGACCGCAUCAUCACCUGCCCCGUGUCCAUCUGA
This is a messenger RNA of Gadus chalcogrammus (walleye pollock), 2211 nucleotides long. RefSeq names its product solute carrier family 24 member 1 (gene slc24a1). Gene Ontology annotation, cellular component: membrane. The coding region runs from base 1 to 2211 and encodes 736 amino acids. The record is from RefSeq and is a predicted model, not a curated record. NCBI's taxonomy places the organism in Eukaryota, Metazoa, Chordata, Actinopteri, Gadiformes, Gadidae. The transcript is spliced from 10 exons. Gene Ontology annotation, molecular function: calcium channel activity; calcium, potassium:sodium antiporter activity. Gene Ontology annotation, biological process: intracellular calcium ion homeostasis; long-term synaptic depression; long-term synaptic potentiation.